This is a messenger RNA of Phytomonas sp. Hart1, 804 nucleotides long. The record is from the annotation of a GenBank genome assembly. Lineage: Eukaryota; Euglenozoa; Kinetoplastea; Trypanosomatida; Trypanosomatidae.
AUGGAUCUCAUGGACGGCACCCUCGGGCGCUUUCUGAGCGACGCCGACGCCGGCUUCGACCCGCUUUACGACACCCUCGUCAACAGCCCGCUCGCGGAUGGCGAGUUAUUUCAGUUCCUGUACGCCCAGCUCGUCCUGAAGGCGGUCUUCGACUGGAAGGUCUUGGACGUGAUGCUGAACGGCCAGCUGCGCGGGGAUAACAUCGGGGUGCGCUCGCUGGCGUCGCCCGGGCUCGACGGGCCCCCUGGGGGGGGGCCGUUUCGGGGGAUUCUCAUCGCCUUUGAGGCCUUUCCGCGCGCGGGCCGCCGUUAUCUGCGCUUUCCCGCGGAUCUCGCGGCGGAUUCGUGCGGGGCCGCGCGGACGAUGCGGUUUAUCCAUUUCCUCGACCUCGCCCAGGGCUUCCAGCCGGAGAUCAACCACCUGGUGGCGAAAGGCCUCCUCGGGGAGUGCGUCUUGUUGAGCUCCUGCAUGGAGGAUGACAUUUUGGGGCGCUAUUGGCCACCCCACGAGCUCUACUGUCGCGAUCUCGGCGUGUGCGGGGCGCUGGGGGAGAAAGUCGUGGACUGGGGACGCCACCUCCGCAUCCAUUCCAAGGCCGACGCCCGCGAGGCCCUCCAGCAGCUUUUCGAGCUCUAUUACCCCCAAUACGGGAUCGAAAAUCCAACCGAGGAGGUCCGGCAAACCCACGCGGUGUACGAGUGGAAUCCAGAAGUGGUGGAGACGCUGAGCACGUCGUACGUUUUUCUUCCGAAUAAUUCAGACUCCCCACAUAGCCCAUGCGAGAUGGACGAAUGGUCGGCAUAG